Messenger RNA from Chelonia mydas (Green sea turtle), 904 nucleotides. RefSeq names its product integrin alpha-D-like. Gene Ontology annotation, biological process: cell adhesion mediated by integrin; integrin-mediated signaling pathway; cell-cell adhesion. Gene Ontology annotation, molecular function: integrin binding. The transcript is spliced from 4 exons. Bases 60 to 425 code for a protein of 121 amino acids. Gene Ontology annotation, cellular component: external side of plasma membrane; integrin complex. NCBI's taxonomy places the organism in Eukaryota, Metazoa, Chordata, Testudines, Cheloniidae. The record is from RefSeq and is a predicted model, not a curated record.
CCCAGGACUGCUCUGUGGCCACCUGUAAGAAGAUCCGGUGCAGAAUCGCCUCCCUGGAAAUGCAGCAGCCGCUGGAGUUUAUGAUCAAAGGGAAUGUCAGCUUCCAGUGGGUCUCCCAGACUCAGCAGCAGAAAGUGAGUCUGGUGAGCGAGGCCCGGAUUGAAUACGAGGAGAAGAAAUACACCCAGAAGGAGGGAUUUGUCCAGCGCCAGGUGCAGACAUUGGUGGAGCGCUCCGAGGUCUAUAACUACCUGCCCAUCAUCGUGGGCAGCAGCGUGGGGGGCCUGGUCCUGCUGGCUCUCAUCACCGCAGCCCUCUACAAGUUUGGCUUCUUCAAGCGCCAGUACAAGCAGAGGAUGGAGGGUGAUGGGGCCGAGCCGGCCCAGAGCGGUGCCUCCCCUCCCCCCAACGCCCCCAAACAAUAGCUCCACCCACAUCACCUCCCCAUGGGCUGCUCCAGAUCCACACACCAAACUGACAAGCAGGACUUGGAACAAACCUUCAGAGCAUCUAUGGGGGGCUGGGAGCCAGGACUCCUGGGUUCUAUCCCCAAUGGUGGGACGGGAGUGGGGUCUAGUGGGUUAGAGCGGGGGGCUGGAGCCAGGACUCCUGGGUUCUCUCCCAGAAGUGGGAGGGGAGUGGGGUCUAGUGCAUUAGAGCGGGAGGGGCUGAGUCUCUCUGCACCUCAGUUUCCCCACUUGUAACGUGGGGAGAAUUAUCCUGCCAUUUUCUAUUUAUACUGUGAGCUGUUUGGCGCAUGGCUUGACUCUCACUGUGAAGAUGGCACUCCCAGAGUAAUGGGGUGCCUUGAUCUCAGCUGGAGUCCUUGCGGCACCGGGGCCCCCAUCUCAUUCAGGGCCUUGAGGUACUAUUGGAUAAUGUCCAAUAAAGCCAAGCUCUCGGA